Molecule: messenger RNA, 420 nt
Organism: Macrosiphum euphorbiae (potato aphid)
Lineage: Eukaryota; Metazoa; Arthropoda; Insecta; Hemiptera; Aphididae
Source: the annotation of a GenBank genome assembly
AUGUCAUCUGACCCAAGUGACUUCAAGACUCUCACCGCUGGACAUUUUCUUACCAUGGGACCACUCGUCACCUUGCCAUCGCCUGAAGAACUGACUAACCCUACGGCCUCCAUAAGCCCUCGAAACCGUUGGUCACUUAUUCAGCAGAUUCAUCAACACUUCUGGUUACGUUGGAACAAAGAAUACCUCCAUACCCUGCAAGAGCGACCGAAAUGGGCUCAUCAAAAUGUAAACUUGCAAGAGAAUGAUUUGGUUAUUGUUAGAGAACCUUCCCCCCCACUAACUUGGAUUACAGCACGAGUAGUCGAAGUGCACCCUGGCACAGAUGGAGUCGUCAGAGUAGCAAAAGUAAAAACAGCACAGGAAAAGCUCCUUACUCGACCGGUGGUCAAGCUCUGUCCAUUACCUUUGAGAAAUUGA